AUGCCGCGCUCUCUAAAGUCCCUGAAUAGUCCAUUUUACCUCCCGUUCCUCCCCUGCUCUCCUAGCACACAGAUCCAGGUGGUCUCUGCCGCCAACCAGCCCCUUGCCCGCACCUCCUGUGGCACCGAGGGGUUCAAGAAUGCCAAGAAGGGCACGGGCAUCACGGCACAGACAGCUGGCAUAGCUGCCGCAGAGAAAGCCACAGCGAAGGGCGUGACCCACAUCCGCGUGGUGGUGAAGGGCCUGGGGCCGGGGCGCUUGUCUGCCAUCCAGGGCCUGACCAUGGGGGGCCUGGAAGUGAUCUCCAUCACAGACAACACCCCCAUCCCGCACAACGGCUGCCGCCCCAGGAAGGCUCGCAGGCUCUGACGGGAAGGAACCUGGCCCUGAACCUGACCGCAAGGCCCACCUGCAGGCCUCAG
Myotis daubentonii (Daubenton's bat) is the source of this 422-nucleotide messenger RNA. RefSeq names its product small ribosomal subunit protein uS11m-like. Gene Ontology annotation, molecular function: structural constituent of ribosome. Gene Ontology annotation, cellular component: ribosome. The record is from RefSeq and is a predicted model, not a curated record. NCBI's taxonomy places the organism in Eukaryota, Metazoa, Chordata, Mammalia, Chiroptera, Vespertilionidae. The coding region runs from base 1 to 369 and encodes 122 amino acids. The transcript has 4 exons. Gene Ontology annotation, biological process: translation.